AAAAAUAUUUGCCUGGAGCUACUUUGGCUUCAAACAUACUUAUUCCUCAACAAUAAUUAUUCAUCAGUUUAAUUUGAUUGUUAACAACACACCAAAUAAAGCAAAAAUCUAGCUCUUUAGAUCCACCUUCAAGAUCUCUCACUGAACCAAAGUACCAGCAAACCACUCCAAAAAGGAAGAAAGUGGCAACUUCUGCGUCCAAUUAACGAUGAUUGAGAGGCCUCCACUAGGGCGGUUCCAAUACCACAGACUGGAAUUCAAGCGGAGGGUACCAGCGUUUUUGUCUUCGCACAAAACCCUUUUCACAGUCUUAUGGAUCACUGCAUUUGCCUCGGUGUUCGUGUGGCAGCGGAACAUCGUCGGUAGUGGGUUCACAGUGUUCUGGCGGGUGCCUAUGAGGCCGAUUCCCAGGCUGAGACCUGUGGUUUUUAAUUUGACGGAUUUUGGCGGAGUGGGCGAUGGGAUCACUUUGAAUACUGAGGCUUUUGAGAGGGCUGUUUUGGCGAUUUCCAAGCUGGGGAAGAAAGGGGGAGGGCAGCUGAACGUUCCUCCAGGGAGGUGGCUCACGGCCCCCUUUAAUCUCACUAGUCAUAUGACUUUGUUUCUUGCUGAGGAUGGUGUUGUACUUGGAAUUGAGGAUGAGAAGUAUUGGCCGCUAAUGCCUCCAUUGCCUUCAUAUGGAUAUGGGAGAGAGCAUCCAGGACCUCGGUAUGGGAGUUUAAUCCAUGGUCAAAAUCUCAAAGAUGUUGUAAUAACAGGACAUAAUGGUACCAUUAAUGGACAGGGUCAAACAUGGUGGAAAAAGUAUCGUCAAAAGCUUCUCAACCACACAAGAGGGCCUCUUGUGCAGAUUAUGUGGUCAAGUGACAUUCUGAUCACUAAUAUAACAUUGAGGGAUUCCCCAUUUUGGACACUCCAUCCAUAUGACUGCAAGAAUGUAACUGUAAGAGAUGUUACAAUUUUGGCACCCAUAUAUGAAGCCCCAAAUACUGAUGGAAUUGAUCCUGAUUCAUGUGAGGAUAUGGUAAUUGAAAACUGUUACAUAAGUGUGGGGGAUGAUGGAAUUGCAAUAAAGAGUGGCUGGGAUCAGUAUGGAAUUGCAUAUGGUCGACCUUCAAUGAAUAUCCUCAUCCGUAACCUUGUGGUUCGCUCUAUGGUCAGUGCUGGAGUAUCCAUUGGCAGUGAGAUGUCAGGCGGUGUAUCAAAUGUCACUGUGGAAAACCUCCAUGUGUGGAGCUCAAGGCGUGCAGUUAGGAUUAAGACAGCCCCUGGAAGAGGUGGAUACGUUCGACGUAUAACCUACCGAAAUCUAACAUUUGACAAUGUCCGAGUUGGAAUUAUUAUCAAGACAGAUUACAAUGAACACCCUGAUCAAGGUUAUGAUCCUAAGGCAGUUCCAAAACUUGAGGACAUAAGCUUCACUGGGGUCCAUGGUCAAGGAGUCCGUGUCCCUGUACGGAUACAUGGGAGUGAAGAAAUUCCGGUUAGGAAUGUGACUUUUCGGGAUAUGUCAGUGGGAAUAACAUACAAGAAGAAGCAUAUAUUCCAGUGUUCCUUUGUUCAAGGUCGUGUAAUAGGUACCACCUUUCCUGCCCCAUGUGAGAAUCUUGAUCAUUAUGAUGAGCAAGAACGACCCAUUAAGCUUGCCGUCUCCCGGAACUUGACAAAUGUAGACUAUGAUUUUUGACGACACGUUGUGUUCUCAAUCUCUUGCGCGUAGCUUUAUCAGGUCAGUUUGUUAAACAUGUCUAUAUGAGAAGAUGGAUAAAUCACCUUGGAGUGAUUAAUCUCGUUCUUAUGCUUUUUCAGCCAAAGUGUUAUCAAUUUUUUUUCUUUUUCCCUUUUCUCAAUAGAGUUGUAUAUGUACAGAAAGUUCUCUGUUGUUCCAUAAGGAUGCAAAAAUUUAUAGCUCUUCUUCUACA
Molecule: messenger RNA, 1922 nt
Organism: Manihot esculenta (cassava)
Lineage: Eukaryota; Viridiplantae; Streptophyta; Magnoliopsida; Malpighiales; Euphorbiaceae
Product: probable polygalacturonase
Exons: 5
Coding region: 209-1687 (492 amino acids)
Biological process (GO): carbohydrate metabolic process
Molecular function (GO): polygalacturonase activity
Source: RefSeq, a predicted model, not a curated record